AUGCCUCCAAAGAGAGCGCGAAGGGGCUCGCCCGCCGCUGAACGUCGCGAGCGCUUGACCUUGGCUAAGCUGGCCAGCUAUGACGAUGUCGCAACGGAUGCGCUAGUGGAUCACGCUUAUUUCUGGACCACCACCCGCAAGAACCGCACCAAAUACAGCCCUGCCCGCGGAAUCCACGAUGACGAUAUUGGGCGCAUUCUUCUCCACAAUGUCAUUGUUGACAAGGACAUCCCGACGGCCGAACGCAAGUUGUUGGAAAUCUCAGGCUUAAAGAAAUACGUGGCAAACCUCCGUAGCCCUCGAGAGAAGGAGUGGUUCCGCCGACACCUCCGCAAGUAUAUUCAGAUGUAUCUUCCAGACUGUCCGUUUGAGGUCACUACGACCAACCGAUACAUUAUCACGCAACAUGAAGCAGCGAUCUGCGCUCGCAGGUUUAUUAAAAAGGGCGAGGAGAUCAAACACCUGAGCGGAACGCUUGUGUCUAUGACCCAUGAAGAAGAGUUGGAUCUCAGCUUGACCCGCAAAGACUUCAGCAUCGUGAUGUCGAGUCGCCGUAAAGCUCCGUCGUUCUUUUUGGGUCCUGCUCGUUUUGCCAAUCAUGACUGUGAUGCCAACGGCAGCUUGACAACCAGGGGCAAUGAGGGCAUGUCUGUCGUAGCCAUGCGCGACAUCCACGAGGGAGAAGAGAUCACAGUUUCCUACGGAGAGGAUUACUUUGGCGUUGACAACUGCGAGUGCCUAUGUCAUACUUGCGAAAUUGCUGUACGGAAUGGCUGGUCUUCACAUGUUGACACAGAGACAAACAGCAAAGAGGCCAGCCCCGUGUCUGAAGAUACACCGAGUGAAGACAGCAAUGCGAGCAGGAAGCGUGGACGCAGCUCGGAUGUGGAGGAAUCCGACAGCUCCUCUACCUUGGCUUCUUCCACCCCGCGCAAACGUGCAAAAUUCCAACGACAAGUUUCCAAGUUGCGAGAAGGGAUCUCAGUUUCCGAACUUACUGCGGAACCAACGCCCGGAUCAGAUGACACCCCUAUCCCGGACACUGUACUGAUUCCAGCUACUCUUCUGACGGAAGCUGUAGCCCAGGUGUCCGAGCCGAAGAAAGAGAUCAUAGAGCGAACCGCAGUUACAUCGCCAACUAAUUCACAACCCUUCAUUUCAGUUGUCACAGGGGAACCAAGCGUGGCUGCCCAAGCCGAUCGAAACGGGACAAAUAGCACUAAUUCUACUAUCCCCACGGACUGCGAAUCUCCAAACUCCACAGCCGAUCAACCUCACCGCUCGUCGACGUCAGCUACAACUGAGGACGACAUGGGAACCAAGAUCAAGACAGAAGAAACUAUAUUGGAACCGUCUGAGUCGAAAGCGCUCAACAGUGAGGAUCAUCCCGAUGUCUCUCCUGAAGGUCAGCCCGUCACCACCCACUCCAUGGACAUUGACCCCGAAGAAGGAUUGUCAGACUUAUCAAAUUCCACCAAAUUAGAUGACGCCCACGGCGCCAUUGUGUUAAAGCCUAAAAAGCGAAAGCCUCGCACCAAGCGGCGAUUCAUCAUGGACUCCGUCGAGACCGAGUCACAGGUUGCUCGAGUCCCUGGAGACUAUACCAAGACAUCACGAUUGCUUGCCCAGAAGUACGACCGCUGGGUGGAGUGCCAGACCUGUGAUACAUGGUUCCUCCAGUCAAACUCAUACCUCACGCGACGUGAAUGUCCGCGCUGCGAACGUCAUUCCAAGCUCUACGGAUACCAGUGGCCAUCAACGGACAAAAGCCCGGAUGGUGAGGAUCGAGUAAUGGAUCACCGCACUGUCCAUCGUUUUUUGUCCCCCGACGCACAAUCACGUAUCUGUCGCCGAGACCGCGGCGUGAGUUUUGGGAUUACCCCCACCCCCGAGCUGUCUGACACAAACACCCCAGAAAGGGAAAUUAGUGAUUCAACUGAGUCUCACCGCGAUGCUCGGGCAAGUCGGCGUCGUACUAGAGAACUUCGUAUGGCGUUUUAA
Molecule: messenger RNA, 2001 nt
Organism: Penicillium psychrosexuale
Lineage: Eukaryota; Fungi; Ascomycota; Eurotiomycetes; Eurotiales; Aspergillaceae
Product: SET domain-containing protein
Exons: 2
Coding region: 1-2001 (666 amino acids)
Cellular component (GO): nucleus
Molecular function (GO): protein binding; histone H4K20 methyltransferase activity
Source: RefSeq, a predicted model, not a curated record